Melitaea cinxia (Glanville fritillary) is the source of this 1572-nucleotide messenger RNA. RefSeq names its product dual specificity mitogen-activated protein kinase kinase 6 (gene lic). Gene Ontology annotation, biological process: stress-activated MAPK cascade; protein phosphorylation. Lineage: Eukaryota; Metazoa; Arthropoda; Insecta; Lepidoptera; Nymphalidae. The coding region runs from base 248 to 1258 and encodes 336 amino acids. Gene Ontology annotation, molecular function: MAP kinase kinase activity; ATP binding. The record is from RefSeq and is a predicted model, not a curated record. The transcript is spliced from 3 exons.
AGCAAAUGUCAAACAAAUUACUGAAAUUGUGAAUAUUGUAAUAAUUUACACAUUUUUGGGUAAAUGUAGGAAUUGUUUAUAAAUUUACCUUUUGAAAAUCAUUCGUAAAUCAGUCGCUUUACAAAUACUGUAACGAUAUGUCAUUUACAAAAUAAUUUAUUGGUAUUGUAUCUCAACACGAGAGAUCUGGGUCUAAUUUGGAAUAGCAUUAGUUUGGUCAGGUUUUCGAAGCGAUCUUGUGGUGAAAAUGUCCGGCCGGAGGAAACCACCACCGCCAGGGUUUAGUUUCAAACCCCAAGAGGAACAAGUUACUGUGACUCCUCCAAGAAACCUGGACAAGCAAACCACUAUCACAGUCGAUGAUAAGACUUUUACUGUCCAUGCUGAUGACCUGGUGAAGAUUUGUGAUCUUGGACGUGGAGCCUAUGGCAUUGUAGAAAAGAUGCACCACAAACCCAGUAACACAAUUAUGGCUGUAAAGAGAAUUACAGCAUCAUUUAAUGCUCAAUCAUUGGAGCUAAAGCGUUUGUUGAUGGAUCUCGAUGUCUCUAUGAGGGCUAGUGCAUGCCCAUACACUGUCCAUUUUUAUGGUGCCAUGUUCCGAGAGGGUGAUGUAUGGAUCUGUAUGGAAGUUAUGGAUAUGAGUCUUGAUAAGUUCUACACUAAGGUCUACAAGAACAAUAAGACUAUAACAGAAAAUAUUCUUGGCAAAAUUGCAUUUUCAGUUGUAAGUGCCCUCCAUUACUUGUAUUCAAAACUGAGGGUCAUUCACAGAGAUGUAAAACCUUCCAAUAUCUUAAUAAAUAGGAAAGGGGAAGUGAAGAUGUGUGACUUCGGUAUCUCAGGAUAUUUAGUUGACUCAGUAGCUAAAACUAUUGAUGCAGGAUGUAAACCAUACAUGGCACCAGAACGCAUUGACCCAAGUGGUAAUCCUGGUCAAUAUGACAUUCGUAGCGACGUUUGGUCCCUUGGAAUAUCUAUGAUUGAACUAGCUACUGGUAAAUUCCCAUAUAACACAUGGGGCACACCAUUUGAGCAACUUAAGCAAGUAGUAAAAGAUGAUCCUCCAAGUCUUCCAAGUGGUCAAUUUACACCAGAGUUUGAAGAUAUGAUUACAAAAUGUCUCAAGAAAGAUUAUAAACAAAGACCUAAUUAUGAUGCACUUUUAACACAUCCAUUUUGCUUGGAGCACAGUCAGAAAGAAACCGACGUGGCCUCGUUUGUUCAAGAAAUACUAGAUUUACCCGAUGAUUCCUAGUGAUAGGAAUAAAUUAUUUACUUACCUAUAAGUACAAGUGUUUAGCAACUAACAAUAGUGUAGACAGUAGAGAUCAUAAUUAAAAAUUGUUAUUAACACUUAAUUUAUGGCAAGAUUAAGUAUAGUUGUUUAAAGGAUGUAGAUUUAUAUUUUGUAAGUCUGUGAAACAUAACAUUGAAGUAUUUUGUCUAUUCUAAAAGCCAGUGCCUAAUUUCUAACAGUGACUUGUAAGCCAUUUGUGAAUUGUUUAUGACAGGGCGAAACAUUAUAUACAUCACAAGAUAAAUUAGUCCAAAUAAAAUAUUUGUUUAAAA